UUUCAAAGUUGAACAUGGAGCGAAACAAUGUUCGUGCUCUGAAUCAAGGGGGUGUUCUUCAAGCUACGCCUAAGUACAAUAGUAGUAUACUAGAGGACUUGUUUCUAGAGGAUAAUGCAGAAUUUGUCAGAAGAACUUUCCUUGGAUGGAAAGAAUUAGGAGAGGCUUUGAUUUUGCUGAAAGUCUGGGCUCAACAGAGAAGUUCAAGAUAUGCCCAUGAUUGCUUAAGUGGAUUCCUAAUUUCUGUCAUAAUGGUAUACCUUACAACAAAAUCUGGUGGGAAAUGCAUUAAUAAUUCCAUGAACACAAUGCAGAUAUUUCGUGUCACAAUGGACUUCAUUGGUAUGUGUAGUUUUUCCUUCUUCCCUUUACUGUUCAGAAGUUAGUUGCAUAUUUUUCAUUGAAUAAAACUGGAGAACCAAAUGAUUUAUUUUCCCUGUAAAUGCAUAUCUUGUAGGAUUUGCAAUGAAACUAUUUUUUGUCUCCUUUUUCAAUUGACAGCUAGCUCUGUUGUGCACAAGAAUUCAUAACCAUUUAGCAAAUGGUAUGUUUGUGAAUUAACGAAAGUUCUUUUUUGUUUUUGUUUGUUUGUUUUUUUGCAGCCACUUCAAAAUUAUGGGGAACUGGGCUCUUCUUCCAGCCUCAAGGUGAGAGCAAUACUUUGAAGGAAAGGAGGACAUCUUUACAAUCAUUUCCAUUAAUCAUAUGCGAUCCAUUUGCUGGCUUUAAUUUGACAUUUCGCAUGACAAUGAGUGGUUUUCUCGGG
This is a messenger RNA of Camellia sinensis, 766 nucleotides long. Lineage: Eukaryota; Viridiplantae; Streptophyta; Magnoliopsida; Ericales; Theaceae. The record is from RefSeq and is a predicted model, not a curated record.